Nymphalis io (European peacock) is the source of this 1414-nucleotide messenger RNA. RefSeq names its product OCIA domain-containing protein 1 (gene asrij). NCBI's taxonomy places the organism in Eukaryota, Metazoa, Arthropoda, Insecta, Lepidoptera, Nymphalidae. Gene Ontology annotation, cellular component: endosome. Bases 102 to 848 code for a protein of 248 amino acids. The record is from RefSeq and is a predicted model, not a curated record. The transcript has 6 exons.
AAUAAUUCAUAUUUAAGAAAAUGAAAUUUUUUGAUUUUAUUUAAUUUUUAUAGAAAAAAUAAAACCCUUUCUACUUUUACGAUGAAGUGAAUUACACCGUAAUGAUUGAUAAUAAUAAAAAUAAAAAUGAGGAGGAAUGCAACGAUGAAGCUCAAGCUAAAUGGUCGUGUCCUCCUAUAAAGAACGUAACGCAUCCUUUGCGCUAUUACGAGUUUACGCAGGAAGAAAUUAAAGCACUCGAAGAAUGUGACAAAGAAAGUUUCUACCAGCGCUGCUUACCGUUUAGUACUUUUUUUGCUGCCAUCACUUACGCUGGUGUUAAAAAUGGUACCCUUAAACCAAACCCUCGUUUUGGUGCUAUUCCUAAAGUGACAUUGGCUGUGAUUGUCGGCUACUUCCUUGGCAAACUGUCUUACCAGCGCGCCUGUGCUGAGAAGCUUAUGGCGAUACCUAACAGCUACAUAGGACAACUGUUGAGAGAGAAAAAGCAAGGGAGGCUGGGGAUAGUUCCGAAACGUACUCCAACCAUGUUUGGAGCUACAUCUGACGAUGUGUAUUCCGAUGCUGGUCCCGGUAGUUCCUUAGAUCUCGAUACAGAUCGCCCACUCUUUAAUGACGACUCAUUUAGACCAGGUUCUGAUUCAGGUUCAUCCAAUAUUCCAGAGGGCACACCCUCAAGGCCUAUCCUGUCCUAUGACGAGCUACGUCGCAAAAAUCGCACCGAGUACUCUGAUUCCCGCCAAGACCCAUACAAAAUGGAACCCAACAUAGUACCAUCAGUAAGCAGAACUCAGCCAGCUCCACCUCAAUCAUCAUCUACAAACAAAUAUGGUGAUAUUAUGGAAUAAAAACAAUUCUAAAUUUACAAGCACAGUACUAGUAAUGUAGAAUCUAUAAGAAUUUUCUUAAAAAUAAAUUUAAAUAAUAUGAGCCAAUUAGGAAGUAGAUGGCUUGCAAACAUUAGUAUAAAACAACAAAAAGGAGAUUCGAAUGUCAAUAUGAAGUAUUUCCAUUGCUAGUCCCGUUGAAGCCAGGUUUAAUUGUAUGAAGUGUCAUUUCAUUGCCUUAUUAACAGCAAUAAUAGAAAAAUAUAUUUAAAAUGUAAGUAAUUUUCCAUGUUAAAGUAUUUACAAAUGUUACAACUCACAACUGUGGUAGCUGUAUCACAGCCAUAUUGUGCCUUUAUGCAACCGUUAAUAGUCAAAUUAUAUACAAUGUUUCAUGUAAUUAAUUUCAUAUACACUGAUUAUAAAUAUACAGUUUUGUACAAGUAAUGUUUGGUGAAAAGAAAGCAAUAUAAUAUAAUGAUAAAAUUCUUCAUAAUUCUAAUGUUCUUGCAUUGCUAUUUGCUACAGCAUAAUUUUGUUUAUAGGUUAGUAAUGUGAAUGUAAGUAAUAAAGUAGAUAAGGGUUUA